Messenger RNA from Cladophialophora yegresii CBS 114405, 999 nucleotides. RefSeq lists its product as uncharacterized. Gene Ontology annotation, molecular function: protein binding. The record is from RefSeq and is a predicted model, not a curated record. Bases 1 to 999 code for a protein of 332 amino acids. NCBI's taxonomy places the organism in Eukaryota, Fungi, Ascomycota, Eurotiomycetes, Chaetothyriales, Herpotrichiellaceae. The transcript has 2 exons.
AUGGCUUCAUUAGGCACCACAUCGAGAAAGCGAAAGCGCGAUGAACUUCUCUUUGCGGACCAAGAAAUCGCCACUGUGCACGUUGAAGACAGACAUCAAAUUCCGCGACAGUUCCACGUCCACAAGCACCUGCUGUGCUCAUCUUCCGAGGUGCUGCGCGAGCACUUUGACAGACAAGAUACGAGAGUGCCAGUGAUACGCGAGUUCUUCGACAUACGAGAUGCGAAAGUGAUGAGGCUCAAAGAUGUCCGCCCUGAAGAUUUCGAGUUGUUCUGUCGUUGGCUGUACACGAAGGCAUUGGACAUGGAGGAGAUAGAAGACGGUGUCGAUGACGGUCACAAAGCGACUAGUGGUCAUCUUUGCUCAGUCCACCAGCAAUUUUGCGUCAAGGUAGAAAAGACAAAUGGAGAUGGUGGCAGCGACAGCGGUACCGGUCAGACUGGGCAUGGACAACACCUACGCAUCCCUUUCAUUGCCGGUGGUGACAGUGGAGAUCCAACGAUCGACAAUAAGCCUUGGUACACCAACUUCAGCAAACAAUCACGCACCCUUGCUCGUUUGCUAGGCCUCUACAUCUUCGCCGAGGUGUACAAGGCAGACAGCUUCAAGGUUGCCGUGAUGCUGGAGUUCCAACGCUCUGCAUUCCAUUCGGACAUCCCAGCUGUGAACAUUGUGCGGCAUGCCCUGGACCACCUUGGUAUCGACUCGGGGAUGUGCUCGUACCUACUAGACCGGUACGGCAGUCAGGACUUUAGUUGUCCAGAGCGCGCAGAUGAAGCAAAGCUCGAAAAGGCCCUCUACAAGUUGCCAUCUCGAUUCCUCACACGGAUGAUAUCUCUUGUCGCUAGGAGGACUGCUGGUGGCACUGUCAAUGGCAAGGGCGACCGCUGGUGCGACUAUCAUGAGCACAAGAGCGAGGAGGAGCGCAAGGAAUGUGAGGACAGCAGACCGCAGGACGUCGAUGUGGUGAGGAAGGGACUCGAGAGAUUGGACGACUAG